UUGUAGAACACAAGUGCAACAUGUGGAAUGUUGUUGAUGCACGCAUCUAAUUUGCAUUAAAAUCUAUUAAAUUGAGUUUCCGUCGAUAUUUCUGGGUUGAUAGACAAAUUACCGUGUAAAAGGUCUCAACAUGAGCAAAGCAAAGCGUCCGAAAUUUGACGAUAGUGCCGCGUUGGAAGCGAUUUCCAUCGACACAGAUGACGAAACGAUUGAAUUGGAUUCGAACGGAUCAUCGAAUACGCAGAGGCAAAAGGAAGAACGUGAUCAGCAAUCGGAUACACAGAAUCAAGCGAUGGUUCCAGAGACGAUUCAUGAACGGGUGCAACAUGAAAAUGAAUCGGAAUCGAAACAUGUCUCAAUUUACGAUCCGACGCAUGAUCAAAACCACGAUGCGAGCCAAAAUGAGGAUAAGAAUGCACAAAAUGGCGCCAAGCCAGACGGCCAACAUGACGACCAAUAUGAUGAGCAAGCUGCCAAAAAUGUAAGCUCAACCGACGCUUUCACUGAAAAUGAAUCGCGCAUCACAUUGGCAACGUUGCUGCCGGAUUGUUUGGAUGAAAUAUUCAAUUUUUUGCCAUCGGCUGACAUAAAAUCGGUGGGUGCAACGUGCAAAGAGCUGCAUAAAGUCACGGCCGAUCAUUUCAAAUUGAAAUACCCAGCGAAAAAGAUGAAAAUCCGCAUGCCGCUGUCAUACUUCAAACCAAGCACAACGAAUGGUUUUGGCCCAUACUAUCGCAAUGUAUUUAUCGAAGAUGCUGACAUUCAAAUCUUCACACUAUUGGCUGAGAUUUGUGAAAAUCCCAUGGCAAAUCCAUUGAACAAAAUUCAAUUCGGUCAGAAGACGCAUCGCAAGAAGAUUUCCACCGGAUUCGGAGCACGCAUAAGAGACCAACUGAAGACAGUCGCUUCAAUUGAAUUCCUCGGUUGCAAAAUUGACGGUGACGUGUACCAGUUGAUACUACAGUUUACCGAAAAAUUGCGGCGUUUAUCGAUUCGAAAUUAUGCACACGAAGGUAUGCACAUUGGGAUCAAUGACGAUUGGCUACGAAAGAAAUAUCGUACGCUAGAGCAUUUGGCAUUGGUGAAAAAUCCGACGAAAAUCGAACAGCUCAAACCAUUUUUUGAGAAGAAUCGUCACAUUAAGAGCUUCACCACCACCAUGUCAAUUGUUUGGUUGAAUAAAACUGUAUUCCAGAGCAGCGUUAUCGAUUUGCAUGAGCUGAACAUUGAAUUGAGCCUCGAUGAAAAAUCGCACUUGAAAUUGUUUGUCGGAUUUUUAAACAAGUUGCAUCGAUUGGGCCGAUUCAAGAACUUGAAAUUACGUCUCGUGGAUGCAAGCAUUCUCACGCAAAAUGUCGACGGUAUCGCCUCAUUGAACGGCUUGAAUGGCAUUUACUUCGAUUGUGAUGUCAUCAUCAAUGAUGAAUUCACCACGGCCCUGGCUUCGUUGGAUAAAUUGACCACAAUCUACAUUCGUCAACCGAUUGAAGCUGAACCGACCAGCAAAGGCAAUCUAUUCCAUGGUAUAGCCAAUAUUGAGACCAUCUACAUACAAACAAUCAAAGCCGAUCUGUUUGAUGAUCAAAUUUUGCCCAUCGUUCGACAAUCACCGAAAAUAUGCAAAAUUUUCAUUCGCAAAGUCACAGGCGAUUUGGAUUUGAAGAUGAUCAAAAUAAACGACACCAGAAUCAAAUUGAGGGAUGUCAUAAAAGUGAAGGUCUUUUUGGAUGAUGACACAUUUCUGAAAAUCAAAUGGAAGUACGUGAACAUUGAACUUCCAGCAAUUGAAGUGAAACGAGCCGAAUCGGAUCUCACUAAUCACCCGUUUGCAUUGCACGACGAAUGACCUAGGUAACGUCGAUUUGACAUUGGACUUUGAUUACAUUCAUACUCAGGAAAUUUCAUGAAUUGAAUAAGAUUUUUGAACUAUUUUUCAUUAAAUCAGAAAUCGUUACUAACGAAGUAAAACAAAAAAAUAAACCAAGACAAACUAAAUUGAUAAAACAUGAAAAAAAAUGAAGAAAAAAAGAAUGCGAAUUAGGAAAUAAAAAAAUACAAUAAAUGACAUAGGGGGAAAAAAUGUAAAAACAAAGCAAAUUCAGUUAGAUUUCAAACGAUUUAGUAGACCAUAGACGAAAACUUUGCAUUUUCGAAUGAAGAUGCCAGAAUAUGCGAUUUUUUUCUGCAAAAAAUGUCAAAACCAAUUACUUUUUGUUAUUUCAAUGUUUUUUUCGAACAUUUCCCAGAAAGAAAAAAAACUCCUUAAUGAUAUAAAAUGUUGACUAGUUUGAUAGAAACAAAAACUAUAAUUUGAAACAUUCUUGAAUUUUUCAUGCCAAAUUCGUCAUUCAUACGUCAUUAUCAUCAUAUUUUUUCGUCAUUUUCCGCUUACAUUUAGAAAUUUAAGAACAGAAAAGACGAUAAUUAAAAUAUUAAUGCUAACUUGUCAACAAGUUUAUGUUUUUUCAAAAAAUGUGAAAUGAAAAACCGAAAUAAAUUGUAAACAAGAUAAAGACAAAUUGAAUUAUAAUAAGAACUUAAA
This is a messenger RNA of Sitodiplosis mosellana (orange wheat blossom midge), 2542 nucleotides long. RefSeq lists its product as uncharacterized. NCBI's taxonomy places the organism in Eukaryota, Metazoa, Arthropoda, Insecta, Diptera, Cecidomyiidae. The transcript has 2 exons. Gene Ontology annotation, molecular function: protein binding. The record is from RefSeq and is a predicted model, not a curated record. The coding region runs from base 131 to 1846 and encodes 571 amino acids.